AUGGAGCAUCAGUCAGGCACCUUUGUUGUCGACCAUCUCACCCUGUUCAACAUAUCCGCCGCUGGUCUCACGUAUUUCGCCAUCACCAUCGCUCUCAACUCUCUACGCGCGCCCAAGUAUCCGGAACCAUUGCCUUGGGUGGGACAUGGCAAAUCCUGGUCAGCCGCCCUGAAGAACUCCUUAGAUGGCUUCUCCAAAAGCCGCGACUGGCUACAAGAUGGCUAUCGGAAAUACCACAAACAGGGCCGGGCAUUUGUAAUGCCAUCAAUGCUAGGGGUUCCUACAGAGGUCUCGAUUCCGCGGUCGCAGAUGCAAUGGAUGCUAGACCAACCCGACCAUGUGCUUAGCACAGGUGCGGCGCACUACGACGUUCUGAAUGGCGACUAUGCUUUCGUAUCACCAGCUAUCCUGAAGGACCCGUAUCACGAGCAUGUUAUACAUAAGAACCUCGCGCGUAAUCUGAACGCUAUCAUACCAGACCUCGUUGAUGAGGUCAACAUCGACGUCGAAGAAGUGUGUGGUGCUGAUACCGAACAGUUCAAAAAGGUCCAUCUAAUGGACGAAUUACUUCUAGGUAUAAUCCCGAAAAUCACCAAUCGUAUGCUGGUAGGGAAGUCGGUAUGCAGGAAUCCGGACUACCUCAAGAACAUGAUGGGCUUCACCAUGGAUGUUGUUAUGAGUUUUAUACUCUUCCCACUGUUCCCGCGCACUCUGCACGCACUCAUUGGUCCUCUCUUCAGCUUACGUCCCAAAUACCACUAUUGGCAGACACGCAAGUAUACGUUGCCCAUCAUAAAGAAGAGACUGGAAGAUUUCCGCAAGAAAGAGGCGGGUGAUCCAGCAUAUGCGGAUUGGAAAGCGCCGAACGAUUUCAUUACCUGGACUAUUCGCACAGCCACAAGUGAGGGAAGGAAUGACGAGUUGAAACCAGAUCGUAUUGCGAUGCGCGUCUGCCCUUUGAAUUUUGCGAGCAUUCACACGACAGCCAUAACCGCGCAUAGUGCACUGAUCGACGUCCUGAGCGCGGAACCAAGCGUUGCGGAAGCAUUGCGUGAAGAAGCUACUCGGAUCUAUAACGAGGACGGGAAGCAGUGGACAAAGAACGGUUUGGCACGAAUGUACAAGCUCGAUUCGGCAAUCCGCGAGUCUCAACGGCAUUCUACCAUGGCUAUGAGCCUCAUAGGCAAAAAGGUUGUUGCAAAAGAAGGCAUAACAAGUCCAGAGGGUAUUCACUAUCCGUAUGGGUGUCUAUUAUCGUACGCUUGGUUACCAGUCGCUCACGACGAAGAAUUCUAUGCGAAGGAGGAUGCGUACGACGCUUUUCGGUUUUCAAGGGAUCGAGAACGAUUUGACUCAAUGACAGAGAACGAGAAAGCUAGUGUCGACAUGUUGAAGCUGAGGCAAAGCGGUAUGGUUACUACUGGUCACGCACAUCAAGCCUUUGGACACGGCCGACACGCUUGUCCUGGACGCUUCUUUGUUGCGCACGAGCUCAAGAUCAUGUUUGCACAUUUAUUUAUGCACUACGAAUUAAGGCCAAUUGCGGAAAGACCGGUCCGGAAAUGGGUGGGGAGGACUUCUAUACCUCCGAAAGUCGACAUCGAAAUCCGAAGACGCAAAGUGGAGUCUUGUUAG
Didymosphaeria variabile is the source of this 1635-nucleotide messenger RNA. RefSeq lists its product as uncharacterized. Gene Ontology annotation, molecular function: heme binding; iron ion binding; oxidoreductase activity, acting on paired donors, with incorporation or reduction of molecular oxygen. The coding region runs from base 1 to 1635 and encodes 544 amino acids. Lineage: Eukaryota; Fungi; Ascomycota; Dothideomycetes; Pleosporales; Didymosphaeriaceae. The record is from RefSeq and is a predicted model, not a curated record. The transcript has 3 exons.